AUGGCUAGGCCGUUGAGAUGGAAUAUUACGGUAUUGGCCUUGUGGUUGAUGGUGGUGGCAAUAAUAGUAGAGGCAACCCCGCCGGGAAUAGCCAAAAACCCAAGCCACGCAAGGUGCUUGAUCAAAAAGUACAAGCAUUGCUACAACUUGGAGCACGUGUGCCCCAAGUUUUGCCCUGAUUCUUGCACGGUCGAAUGUGUCUCGUGCAAACCAAUAUGUGGCGACGUGUCCACGACCCCACCGCCAGACUCCGAGUCCCCAUCGCCACCGGAGGACGUACAUGCAAUCGGUUCCGAUGAUUCCAAAGGAGACGAUAAUGGAAAAGGAGGAAGAAAAGUUGAUGAUGAUAAUGGAAAAGGAAAUGGAAAGGGAGGUGGAAAAGGUGAUGAUAAUAAUGGAGAAGGAAAUGGAAAGGGAGGUGGGAAAGGUGAUGAUAAUAAUGGAAAGGGAGGUGGAGAAGGUGAUGAUAAUGAUGGAAAAGGACAUGGAAAGGGAGGUGGAGAAGGUGAUGAUAAUGAUGGAAAAGGACAUGGAAAGGGAGGUGGGGAUGAUAGAAACGAAACUCCUCCGACUCCAACAUCCGUACCACCGCAGUCUCCACCGGCUUCACCUCCAAAUUCUCCUCCAUCAAUCCCCGUCACACCACCACCGUCACCACCAACUCCAACACCCAUACCACCGCAAUCUCCACCAGCUCCGGUGCCCGAUUCACCGCCAAAUUCUCCUCCAUCCAUUCCCAUCACACCGCCACCGUCACCACCAACUCCAACACCCGUACCACCACAGUCUCCACCAACUCCGAUCCCGAAUUCACCACCAUAUUCUCCUCCAUCUAUCCCCGUCACACCACCACAAACUCCGCCACCUUCGGCUCCCACUACACCCACACAAUCUCCACCACCGCAAACUCCGCCAGCAUCAACUCCCACAAUCUCUCCACCAACUCCGUCAACACCUACACCUCCAGCACCAGUUACUCGUCCUCCUCCGUCCGAUGUUCCCACACCUCCGGCAGAUUUAUCAGAAGCUGCUGGAGGAAGGAGAAAGAGGUGCAGGAACAAAAACUAUCCCCACUGCUACGGCGUGCAACACGUUUGUCCCGCUUCCUGUCCACACACCUGCGAGAUCGACUGCGUCACCUGUAGACCUGUCUGCCAAUGCGAUAUGCCGGGCGCAGUAUGCCAAGACCCCCGCUUCAUAGGCGGGGACGGCAUCACCUUCUACUUCCACGGCAAGAAGGAUCGCGACUUCUGCCUCGUCACCCAACCGAACCUCCACAUCAACGCCCACUUCAUCGGUCGUCGCAACGAAAACAUGAAACGGGACUUCACGUGGGUCCAAUCCAUCGGCAUCCUCUUCGGGCCCCACCGACUCUUCGUCGGUGCACAGAAAACCGCCGUAUGGGACGACGCCGUCGACCGACUCUCGCUAGCUUUCGACGGUGAACCCAUUUCCCUCCCAACCGUCGAGGGCUCCACAUGGCAAGCCGCGAACCUCCCUUCCGCCACCGUGGCAAGGGACGCCGACACGAACAACGUGAUCAUAGAGGUCGAAGGGCUUUUCAAGAUCUCGGCAAAUGUGGUCCCCAUCACGAAACACGAGUCAAAAGUCCACAACUACGGAAUCACUGACGACGACUGCUUCGCGCAUCUCGAGCUCGGUUUCAAAUUCUUUUCGUUGAGCGAGAACGUGAACGGAGUAUUGGGGCGGACCUACGGGAAGAACUACGUGAGUAGGGUGAAAAUGGGAGUGCCGAUGCCGGUUCUUGGCGGGGAAAGGGAGUUUGCGGUUUCGAACCUUUUCGCUGCUGAUUGCGAAGUUUCGCAGUUUCAAAGCGGCGAAUUAAUGCAGCUAGGAAAUGUUCUCGAGCUGCCGGCCAUCAGCUGUAGCAGUGGUGUUGAUGGGAAGGGAGUUGUUUGCAAGAGAUGAGAGCUUCAUAAUCUUACUUAGCUUCAUUAAUUUUUCACCAUAUUACGUACUAAUAACGGGUUAAGGAAAUAAUAUUACAAAGAACAUGCUAAGAAAUUAAGGAAUAAAUACACGGAGAAGUUUUCGUGUCAAUAACUUCUUAUAAUGAAAGAAGGUGUAAGCACUUAUUUGUAUUUUUUUUUUACUUUUCUUU
Messenger RNA from Striga asiatica, 2122 nucleotides. The record is from the annotation of a GenBank genome assembly. Lineage: Eukaryota; Viridiplantae; Streptophyta; Magnoliopsida; Lamiales; Orobanchaceae.